AUGAUGCAGAAGAGCAUUAAACUUAGUGACCUAAUGUCUCUGGAGGGGCAUAUCAAGUUGCUAUUAGCCCUCCUGCAUGUGCACUUCACCUCUUCAGUGCCAAACUCCACCAUGGACUCUUUGGAACCUAAGGCACUGCGAGCGUUGGUCUCUAAGUUUAGCAAUGCCGUAGAGGAACAUAUUGCAUCCAUGGAGCAGAAUCAUCCUAUUUCUCUUUGCAUCCUUGCAGAGGCCCGAAACAUCCUACAGACACUAACCUCGCCAGAACAAAUGCAGAAACAUUAUUUUCUCGAUGUGCGUGACAAAGAUUGUUUGCUUGCCGAACUGAAGACUGAUACAGUGAAGAUGAUGGUAUUUCCAGCGCUUCGAACAUUCCUGAAGCUUAAUAUCCUGGAUUUAAUACCCGCCGAAGGCUCGUUAUCUCUUUCAGAACUAUCUAGAGCUUCUGGGGCUCAGGAAUCACUGUUAGGUAUUUUCACCAAUGUUGUCGACUGCAAUUAUUUUUCUGCUAACCAGAUGCAUAGACAGAAUAGGCCGCAUUCUCGGUACGACGUGGUGUUCAAGUCCCUGGUCCCAUUUGAUGAGUACCUCGCAGAACGAGGUCAGCUUGAGCAUGCACAGGAGCCCGAUGAUAUCGCAUAUAAUCCGUACACCUGGAGGCACGGCCAGGAUGGAACGAAGCUUUGGGAUGUCAUGGCUCAGAAGCCCGCGGAGCUCCAAAUUUUCCAGGCUGCUUUGCCAGCGUUUGAUAUGUUUGUUCCCGUGGUUGGACAUUUCGAUUUUGGUCUUUUGCAGUGUGCCGAACCAGAUGAUCGGGAGAGAAUGGAGUUAGUGGAUGUUGGUGGUGGGCAGGGAAGUUGUCUUAAACAGAUCCUGCACCAUUAUCCGAAGCUGACUGCGAGCAAAUGUGUAUUGCAAGAUACGAAGGAGAAUAUUGAUGCUGCUAAGGAAAAUUCUGAAUUGCCCUCUGGGCUAAAUUUGAUGGAGCACAACUUCUGGAAGGAGCAGCCCAUUAGAGGCGCGAAAGGCUAUUUGAUGCGGUAUAUCUUGCAUAACUACCAGGACGGCGCUUGUAUUUGUAUUCUUUCACACCUUGCUAAAGCUAUGGAGAUUGAUUCGCGCCUUCUGAUAUGUGAGACUAUACUACCUAAUUGUGUGAGAGAAGCCGACUUUGGCGCCGUUGCUCUCGACAUGUACAUGCUCUGCUGUGGUGGGAAGGAACGAACAACGGAGGGAUUUGAGUCGCUAUUGGAACAAGUUGACUUGGAGUGGGUGAAGGUGUCGACACCCACGCCGAGCUCUUCCCCGGCACCCCCCCGCAAGCCCACUACCCGCAAGGCCACCGCUACCCUGCCCUGCUCACCCUCCCCUGAGGGGCUCCGGCCUCUGCCGAUGAAUGAUGGCAAGAUUGACGCUGCAGCUGUUCGCAAGGUUGGUAUUAGAAAGAGUGGUAAGCGUGCGCCCUGUCUGAAGUGCCGCAAGAAUAAGAUUACUUGUGGCAGCACUAAUAUCUGUGACUUCUGGGACUAUUUUAAGUUGCCAGAGGAGAGUGAGGAAGAGGAUAAUAAUACUAAGGAGGAUAAUAGUAACUAG
This is a messenger RNA of Aspergillus tanneri, 1593 nucleotides long. RefSeq lists its product as uncharacterized. Bases 1 to 1593 code for a protein of 530 amino acids. Gene Ontology annotation, molecular function: O-methyltransferase activity. The transcript has 8 exons. The record is from RefSeq and is a predicted model, not a curated record. Lineage: Eukaryota; Fungi; Ascomycota; Eurotiomycetes; Eurotiales; Aspergillaceae.